CCGCGGCCUCGCGCGCCUCGUCUCGUUAAUCACUCGUGUUCGCUAUUGUUAUAGCGCGUCGUACAGCCAUCUUUGUCAAAUUACAAGCGAUUCAUUUCAAUAAUUCGGUUGUGCUAACAAAUGGAACAAAACGCAAAUACUGUUGCCGAUGCGUUGUGUGAUAGAAACGAGUGCAUUACUACAUUCUCUUUUGUUUUAUCGUUGACGCUACGCUGAAUGGAAGCGUUACGACGGCGUUAACGAUCAGUCUACCAUUAAAAUGAUGGAUGAUGUCGUCUUUUGCAAAAACUGUGUAAAGUGUUUGUUUUAAUAAAUAAUGUGAAGGGUGGUAUUUGUAUUUAUGUUUGACUGUGUAUAUGAAGAGAACUGCGUCGUAAUUUGUCGUACACAUUGCAUAAAUGAGUGGAAUGGCGUUGUGGAGCGCGCGGGCCCGAGCAUGCGCGCCAGUUUCCUUCCGACCGCUGGGAACACACUGAGUGUCCUUCGUUUACGUGCAUAUCAAAAUGGGAAGGUCUAGGUUCCCCGGUAAACCUCUCAAAUUCCAGAACAGAAAACGUAUCAGUGUCCUAUCAGGCGCCGUUUACCAUGAAACUACUCCGGACAAUCAUUCCGCCAGCCGUAGCUCGGCCCCCAAUGAUUUUGCUGGGGAGAAAGAGGAAGAAGAAAAGAAGGAAAAUAAUAGUGAGAAUGAGGCGAAUGCAACAAGUGAAGAUAAAACAAUUAAUGGUAUAGACAAAAACAACCCUGAUAAUCCAGAUAAGGACUCUGCUAAAUCCCCUGUUCGAACAAGGUCACAGAAUAAAAUGGAACCAACUAAAAGUGAUAAACCAAAGCCAGUAAAGAAAACUGUGACAUUCGGUACUGUGGAGAGCUGUGAAGAUAUAUUUUUGCCACUAAAAAAGGUUCCAAUAAAACAUCAUGCUCCUCUUGUGUCUAUUAUUAAAAAGAAAUCUUCGCUUAAACAAACCGAAUAUUCUACAUUUAAUAGUAUACUAAAGCCAGCUAAACUGACAGAUUUAAGCUCUAAAUCUUCAUCAGAACAUCAAGAGGGGUACUUGAGAAAGAAUUUGAAUCCUCUAUCAAAACCUACCAAUAAGUUUUCACAGUUUAGUGAAACUCGUAGCACCUCUCCUCCACCCAGAAAUCUUUCACCAAUAGAAAAAGGAAGUGCAAAUUCAUCUAAAUUUGUGCUGCCUGUAAGGAGCAGUCACUCCUCGAGAGUAAUCAAACCUAACAAAAGAUUUAUUGAUGGAGAUGAACAAACUACGGUACCAAGUAGUUUAUCCUCUGGUAAAGUCCUCAAGAAACCAAAACUGAAAAGGCUAGUCUUCAAUAAUUUACAUGAUGACGAAGAUACACCAGAGGAGGAGAAUUCAGAGAAAAACAAUGAUAAUGAAAAAUCUAAAGAUAAACAUACACUUGCUUCAAAUCUUUUCAAAGAUAAAACAACAAAUAUAUUUCCUAAUCUCAGCAACACUGGCUCUAGAAAAGCUGUGCGAGAUUUCUUUUCAUAUGAAGAAAGAGAUAAAGAAUAUUCUCAGGAUGAAAAUUCAAAUGUGGAAAGUUUAGAAAAAUUGAAACCUCCUGAGCCAAAUAAAGAAGAAAGAUCAGGCCAUGCUAUGAGAAAACUUAUGGAUAUAUCAGAUGCAAGUAGUUCAACCAGUAGUAGUGGCUCAGAGUCUGAAGAAAGCUGGGAAAGUGAAAGCCUUGAAGGUAGUGGUGAGGAAGGGGAAAAACAGCCACCAACAAGUCCCGAAAAGGAUAAAUCAUCAGCAUCCCAGUUACUCAGUGGAAAAGUCAUCAUUAGAGAGGCAAGGUUGCAAUUUACAUCACCUGCACCAUCUACAGCUGGGCUUGAUGGACCUUUCUCAGCCCUUACAACAGUUUCAUCUAACAAUCCUCCAGCAACUGUUACAUGCGGUGUCUGUGGUGCAGUACGCUUCUACAGAUUUGUGCGGCAAGCUCGAAAGUUUGGAAUUUACUCCUGCGAGUCAUGCCGCAAAUUCAUUUCCAAAUUGCUGAAGAAAGAAAAAAUGGUCCUACGAACAUCACCUGUGGUGACACAUUGUGUAAGGGGUGAAGGUAAUUGCCAUGUUCCCCCAGUGGUUCGAUCACAGCAGUGGAAAUUGCUGAAAUGCACAAACAAAUCUCGUUGUCCAGCAUGUUGGCUAAAGUUGUGUCUAAAAGCAUUCCAAGUACCACCACAUAUAAGAGCCACUUUAACUGCUAUGCUGCCUUCAUACAUGAGGAGUGGAUCCAAACCACCAGGACCUUUAGCGCAAGCUCAUCCCUUGAGAAUAGGGUCCAAUAAUACUACUACCACACAAACAACAUUCAAUGCUUUGAGCACAGAAAAUGAAAACAAUAUCUUUGCUAUUAAACCAGCAAAGAAAGCUGAAGAUAUUGAAAAACCUGAGGAGAAGGAUGUUAAACAAAUAAAAGAACAAGAAGCAAAUGAAGAAAAUGAUGAAGAUUUUAGUGCCAAUAGAAAGCGACGAUUAACAAGGGUUAAAGUUCGCAAGAAAGAAAAAGGUGAAUCUAAACAGACGGAGGAUCCUAAACGCCAGAAAAUGGAACUCAAGGGUCCCAGAGUUAAACAUGUCUGCAGAAGUGCUUCCAUUGUAUUGGGACAACCAAUUGCUACAUUCCCUACUUCAGAAGAAAAAGAGAAGAAUGAAAAACCAGGUCCAUCAGAUGAUGAUGGUGUUUGCAUGCCAGUUGUAGACAAAGAUAGAGUUACCCCAGAAUUGAUCAUUUGUGAACCCGAGUUAGAUACUGAGAACAAACUACAAGUUGUUCCAGAAGUAGCUACUAAAGACAGUGAUCCAGAAGUUCAAAUGGAGCCUAAGAAGAGAAAGAUGGAAGUUGUGACUAAGUCAUUGAGCAAAGAUUCCAGUGAAGAUGAAACAAUCAUGGAUCUUGUCCCAAGAAAGGCAACAUUGAAACCUCUAACAAAUAUAACAAAUGUACGAGGUCGCGCACAGAAGUGCGGUCAAAACCGUCCGGAAUUGAUAUGUGUUGAUUUCUGGGAAAGCUACGAUCCAGAUGAAGUGUGCAACUCUGGCUUUGGUGUCAUAGGCACUAUACCUUUUACAAUAGCCAAGCUAUGUUUUUUGUGCGGAAGUGCUGGUAGAGAAAAGAUGCUAGUGUGCGGCAGCUGCUGCGAGUGGUACCACGUGUGGUGCGCGGAGGAGGCGGGUGGCGGCGGCGCGUGGACUUGUGCGCGGUGCGUGUGGUGCGCUUCCUGCGCCAGGCCGGCCGCCCGGCUUCGCUGCCGCUCGUGCGCGCGCCCGUACCACGCCGGGUGCUUGUCCGCCGCACCGCCUGACCAUCGCAGCGACUGGCCACAGAUUUGCAGCUCGUGCUUGAAAUGCAAGAGCUGCGAUAGCAACCGCGUUAACAAGUUCGUAGGAAGUUUGCCUUUUUGCAGACCCUGUUUUAAACUUCGUCAAAAGGGCAACUACUGCCCACUUUGCCAAGCUUGUUACAGAGACAAUGAUUUUGACAGCAAGAUGAUGGAAUGCGGUUGGUGCGCAAGAUGGGUUCAUGCGAGCUGUGAAGGAUUGUCUGGGGAGGGUUACCAGCUUCUGUCUGCUUUGCCACCAUCCAUCGAGUAUAUUUGCUGCAAGUGUAUGCCAAACGAUCCUCCAUGGCGAAAAAUGCUUACAGAGCAUCUAAAGGGGAGACUUUUACAUCUACUCAAAUUACUUGCCAAAAAUAAAAAGGCCUGUGCACUUUUGAAAUUGACCCCCCACAAGAAUACACCAGUGCCCAACAAACCAUACCGACUCAUGUCUCCUCAGGCGAUAAGAAAACUACAUUUUGACAGUAGUGAUGAAUCUUUGAAGAAUACUACAGAAACUAAAGUUUAUCGAAACACAGCUAGAGGACGCCGCAACAAUAAUGUUCCACAGAAUAAAUUUGCCGACCCCAAUGCAUUCCAGAUAUGGAAUUGUUCAUCAUUGCUGACCGAUGUUGAAAUGGAAAAAGAAGAAAUUCCACACACUUCACACAAAGUUGUCAAUCUGCAGGAGCCAUUAAUGCAAAAUAAAGAAAUAUGUUUCUCAACUGGUCUCUACAAUAACAAGACUGAGUUCAAUACACCUUGUGUAGAAGUUCACGAAAAUUAUACUCCCCAAAAUAAAACAGAAAAGGCAACUACCAUGUUGCCAACUACCCUGCAUGAUGACAAGUACGAACCAAUAUCAGAUGAUGAAGAGCCACCAAAAAGUUUCCCACAGGCUCGCAGCGAACAAGAUCUUAGCCCAGCGAUUAUAAGACAGUCAUGUAUGUCUAUUGAAGACACCACUCUUGAAGACAUUAAUAGAAUACUGUCGCCGUCUUUGCUUGAUAUAAAGAAAAGAGUAAACAGUGAUGAAUACAUUUCUCUUAAAGACUUUAACCAUGAUAUGAAAGAUGUCAUCGAAAGAUUGGCAAGUGUAGAUCUCCAUUCCAUUUAUAAGGAAUUAUUUUCGGAGACAUUUCCUUGGUUUGAUUGCGAAAAUAAUUGUCUUCAGCCAAACUUAGAAGUUGAAGGUGAGCUAGAAGAUUCUGAUUCCUUAAAAGAUGUGGAAAUGGCAGAUACCAAGGGCAUUAAAAAGACCACCCAAGUAGAGCGGCCACUCGACCAGCUUGUGCCAAAAUUAGAAUCGGAAGGAGAAAAGGAAGAAGAAGAACUAUUAGAAUUUUAUCCUAUUCUUGAUUCCCGAAUAUGCGUGCUGUGCAAAACUACUGGCGACGGAUCACCGUCUAUGGAAGGCAGGCUGCUCUAUUGUGGACAAAAUGACUGGAUCCAUGCAAACUGUGCAUUAUGGUCGGCAGAAGUAUUUGAAGAAAUCGAUGGGUCACUCCAGAAUGUCCAUUCUGCAAUAUCGAGAGGCAAAAUGAUUAAAUGUGCAGCAUGUGAAGUUAAAGGAGCGAGUGUCGGCUGCUGUGCGAAGAAUUGCAGUGAGACUUAUCAUUACGCAUGUGCGAGAAAAGCUUGCUGUGCGUUUAUGGAUGACAAAAGAGUGUUCUGCCCUACUCACGGAAAAGAUAUUCCUAAAAAGAGCUUGCAAAAAGAUGCAGACUUUGAAUUAACAAGGCCAGUUUAUGUAGAACUUGAUAAAAAAAAGAAACGAUACAGUGAAAUAAACAAAGUGCAAUUUUUAAUGGGCUCUUUGACUGUUCAUAGUCUUGGUAAAAUAGUACCAUCAGUUUCUGAUUAUGAAGAUUUUUUGAUGCCCGUAGAUUUUUCUUGCAGUCGACUAUUUUGGUCAUGUAAGAAACCCACUAAAAUUGUAAGGUACACUAUAAAAACAAAACUUAUACUAGCAGAACCGACGCCUGGUUUUGAUUUCGGCGUUAACAUUACUGUCGAUCAUACAAUGGAUGUUCAAAUUGUUGAUCGUGUUAUCGCGGAAAUCGGAGCUUGGCAUGAGAGUUUAGAAGGUGGCCCCGGUAAAACAGUGCAAAUGCUGAAAAGCGAUAAGUCACCGAUCAAGUUUGGAAAUACAGUUACUUUGGAAGACUUGGCAGUUAAAAAAGUUGUUGAAUAUUUAUUAGACAAUGUUUGCAAGCAAGAACAGCAAGAUGAAGAAGAACCUCAAAACACUGCUGAUCUUCUACCACCCGAAGUAAAAGACGCGAUAUUCGAAGACCUCAACCAUGAUCUUCUAGAUGGUAUCUCAAUGCAAGAUAUUUUUCCAAAAUUAAUGUCUUAUGAGGAUCUCAUUGCAAUGGAUUUAAAAAGUGAAUUCUAUGGAGCCAUAGCUCAAUCUGAUGAUAAGUCAGACUCCCGAUCAAAUGAUUUUAUUGAUGAAUUAUUGAAUGCUCGAUCCGAAUCAGGCAACAAAGAAUUGAAAAGAAGUAAGUCAGAGAUGCUGUUACAAAACCAUAACCUAAAAACCUUGACCACUGGGAGAGGACAGCAAAGGUCCACAAGUUUGACGUGGAAUAAUAAGUUUGAUACAACCUUGUUGACAUCUACUAUAAAGAGAUGCAAAAUGGGAAAAUCCUCGACAGUCACUGGUAAAUUAAGUCCUAUUCAAAGAGUUACUGAAAGCGCUUUGGAGUCCAUUAAAGAGUUAGACAAAAGCAAUUUAGAUAAAAAGGCAAAACCCGAAACGAUAACAAGCAAUGACUGCAACGAGGCACCACAUUCAUCUGGAUUAAAUUAUCGUACUACAUCCCCUAAACAGAAAGAAGAAAAUCCUACAGAUGAUAAAAAUAAGUCAGAUGGUUACUAUAUUGACGUCAUUGAUUUCUAUACAAAGAUACAGUGUAGUCCUAUAUCCCAAUUGGAUGGUGCUGCUGAUUGGUCAGGCUCUGAAAGUACAUGCAGCUCUCGGCCCUCCAGUCCGCAAGAAGAUUUUACGCCUAUUCAGCAACUGGACGGCGCAGAGGACCAUCUAGGCAAUGAUAACACGGCCAAAUGCCAAACAAACCAGUUUUUGUAUAGAGCUAGUGGAUCAGAGAGUACAUAUACCGUAACUAUUGCCGGGAAUUCAAUAAGUGGACAACCGGAGUUAGUAAUGCGACCUUUAGAUGACAAUUCGUGUACAUCUGGACAGAUGGAACAACUAGUAAGAUGUGAUAGAUGUCAGUGCACCUACCGAAAUAAAGAUUCUUAUGACAGACAUAUUCCAUCUUGUGAUAUGAUGUCUACGAGUGAAAGCGAAAGUGAAAAUCCGAAAUCUCCUGAAAAUAGGACAUUGACAACACUUCAAAAUGCUUUUCAAGGAGCCUUUGCCCAACCUAUGAUUAUUCACGCAGGAGUUGUAAGUGGAACUGAUAACACUGUUAAAGCAGAAGGUAUUUCUGCGAGAAGAACAUCUAUUAAUACAAGGCAAAUCACAAUCAAUGGUACAAUUGUAGAAACACCUUCACCAGGCCCAGCAAAUGAGAUGACAAUGACGAUAACAGAGCAAAUGAAAUCAGGCACUGUAAUAUUUGAUCAGAGUAAAACUACAAAUGUGCAAGUAUCAGCCAAUCAACAAGUAUUAUCUUCACCCCAGAUAGUCGUAACACCACAAAUGCUACUUCCUCCUAAGACAAGUUCAGCUGGUGGGCAAAAGAUAAUGACUCCGCAAUUAAUUACGCAACAGGGUAUUAUUCCCUACAAUAUUUGCUUAAAGGCAGGUACUGGUAAUGCGAACAUACAGCAAAUCCAAGGAAGUGAUAUGGCGCAACUGUUGUCCGGAUCUGGAGGAAUUCAAGUAUUGUCAUCUAAUAACCAAGUACUGACUAUACCUUCUAAUCAAGCUGGAAAUAUUACGCCAAUGCUCCAAAGCAAAAAUCAAGUUACAAACUUUCCUAAUAUGGCAAGUGCAUCAUCUAUUACUCUUCCGGUUAAUUCUAUACAAGGAAUGUCCAAUGGUUCGAUAUUACAAAAUAUUCAACCUAUGUUAAGACCCCAACUUCAAGGCAAUCACACUAUUGUUAUGCCCGCUAUGACCGCGCAAAGGCUCACGUCGCCAAAUGCACAACCUAAACAGCAGUUAAUCCUGCCAAGUCAGAAGUCUCCUAAAAAGCACCCAGCACCAGUGCAACCAAAACCAAUUUUCCAAGCAGCUAACCGAGGCAGAGGCAGACCCGUUCCAAAACCACCAACAAAAAUAAGGCAAACUAAAUUGGAGAAGACAUAUACUACAAUCAAUCAGUCUCCACUGGGACCAGGUAAUACUGUUAUCCAGUUACAAACAAACAAUCAAACAGGACAGCCUUCAAUUAUCGUCCAACCAGUGACAAACCAAAAUAUUAUGUCAGCAUAUGUUGAAGCUUUAUCUCAGCAGCAGAAUCAAAAUAUGCAAUAUAUCGCAACUAUUGCACCACAAGGAGAUUAUAAAACUGGGCCAACACAGUUCAUUUCACAGAGUGGACUUAUGCCUCAAACAUUCCAAAUUCAACAAACGGAAUCUGGCGGAUUAGUUGCUGUACCCAGCGGGGGUAUACCCGUGUUGUUGCCUCAGGGAAACGUUGGAAUAUUACCGCAAGCCCUACAACAAGGAGCUACGAUACUGCCUCAAGGAGCGAUUCAAACGCAAGGCAUAUUAUCUCAGGGUCCCAACGGACCCACAAUUCUACCGCAAGCCAUACAUACUCAAAAUGGUACUACCAUAAUACCUCAAGGCACUAUCCAAGGUCUAACAUCUGGAAAUUUAACAUCUCAAACCGUAGUACCUCAAAGUGGUAUUGGAAACGGUCAAACCACUAUAAUUCCAAACGGAUUAUCGUCGCAAGGCAACACAAUAAUAACUCCUGCGACUGGCACGACUAUACUACCUCAAGGAACUAUAUUACCACAGUUUUGCAAUGAUCAGGUCAUUUUGGGAUCGGCGCCAACUCUAGAAAUGGUUACAGAUCCUUCUGGUUGCAUGUAUUUGACAACUACGCAACCAGUAUAUUACGGCUUGGAAACGAUUGUUCAGAAUACAGUAAUGUCAUCACAACAAUUUGUGUCUACUGCAAUGCAAGGCGUUCUAGCACAGAACAGCAGUUUCUCUGCAACUACUACCCAAGUGUUCCAAGCUAGUAAAAUAGAACCCAUUGUUGAAGUUCCAACUGGCUAUGUAGUGGUUAACAAUGUAGGUGAUACUGUAGUUUCGCAAGCAACUUCAUCAUCUCCGAAUGUUGUUACAGCACAAUCAAUUCAGUCAUCUCCAGCUUCGAGGAAUGUCAAAACAUCAGUACCAAAUUUGACAUUGCAACCUUUACCUGAUAAACAGUCUAAUAAUCGACAUACACCAAAAGUAAUUCAAAUGAGUACAGCUCCACUAACAAUUGGAUCUCAACAAGGACAUAUAUACAAUGGAAAACAAAACUUGAAUCCAAUCACAUCUCAGAUACACAGUAUGACGUUGUCAAACACAACACAAAGUUUGCAGAGAGUUAACAUUUCAAAACCUAAUAUUGUUUCUAUGUCCCCAAAUGUAACUCUUGUUUCAUCAAUUGGGCAACCUCUAAUGGCAAUAUCCCAAUCUAUUCCCAAUACUGCAUCAUUUUGCAUGCAAUCAAUACCUCUGUCACAACCAAUUGUUUCAAGUUCAAUUGCACCUUCAAAUAACAAAAAUAAUACAAUGAAAAUUGAAAACUCGCAUGUAAUUGAAAUAAGUGGUAAUUUACAUGAGAGCUCAAAUUGCUCUAGUUUACCUACGAUAAGUGUGACGCAGAGUACUAAGUCGCCAACUCCAUGGAGGAACGUUCAGACCGAAAAUAAAAUCGACCACCACAAUAUUGGGACCAAGUCCAAUUCUACUUUAAACUCUUCAAUGAGUAUUCCAAAUAACAUGCUUACUGGGAGACAAAUGGCACACACUGAACUUGGAAAAGACAAUCAGAGUUGCUUGUUAUCAAUGAAUAACAAUGGAAAUUCUUUGAAUACCAUUCAUCAAUUUGAAUCAAAUAUCAAUACUAGUCACCAUUCUUCUGCACACACGUCUAAUAAUGUGAUACAAAUUACAGCAGGAAAUAUUUAUCCUCCUGCAUCAUCUAUGAAUAGUAAUUUCGAUGCUGACACAACAUUAAAAUUAAGUAAGAUAAAUGCAUUGUCAAAAGCUGAAGGGGGUCACUUAAACUUCUCACAAGAAAUUAUGGCAUCACAUUCGCAACACCAUGCCCAAAACGACAAAACUUUUCAAAAUAUUGGUCCUAAUGAAAGUAAACAUAUUGAGAAUUUGCAAAACCAAAUAAACAUACACAAAUUGAGCAGUUGCCAAGUUCAAGGAAAUAUGAACAAUUCUCCAUCAAUAAGUAUUAUUCCAUCUAACAUGAUAAGACCGCAGAUGCAAAGCAAUCAAAACUCAAUGACAGUUUCUAAUAACCAAAAUCAAAUGUGUUCUGUCUCAAACAGUUCAUCACAUGGACCAGUACAAUUAAUGAAUUCUGCGAAUACCUCAAUGCAAAAUGCAAAUAAUAUGGCGUGCCAAGAUAUAUCCAAUAAUCGAGUGAAUAUGUCUGUUACUAGCGACAACAAUCAGCAACAUGAUUUGAAUAACACAGCCCUAGGAACAUCCAAUUUGUCACAUGGGGGUAUGCAAAUGAUAUCCCAUGAUAAUGGACAGCAUACUUCUUCUAACCAAAUCCAUAUUAUGAAUGGUCAGAUUCAACAUAACCGUCACAUAGAUAAUAGCGGAAUGCAACAGUUAAAUCAGGGGCCUACGAACAGAUCCUACCAUGACAAUCUUAUUAGUGGCCCACCAAGUCACAAUCAGAGCAAUAUGCUUUCUAAUAGAAGUACACCAGAUAACAGCAAUGUUAUGAACCAGAAUGUUAACAUGCACAAUAUAGUAAAUAAUCAUAAUAUGAAUCGUCCCGACUUGGGUGAUUUAAACCACAUGCAUAUGAAUCAGUCUUUAUCUAAUAUGAACAAUAUGCAAAAUAAUAGAAUGAUGAUGGAAAACAUGCAGUCACAUAAUAAUAAUCAUCAAAUUCAUUCCAAUAACAGAUCUAUGGAAUCUUUGCAUAAUCAGCAAAUGCAUUCAAUGCAGCAAAUAAAUCACCACAUGACCGGUAAUAACAGUCGAUCACAAAUGGAUAACAACAUGCAUAUGAAUCAACAAAUGACUAUGCAACAACAGAAUAGACAAAUGGAUAAUGUUAUACACCAUCACCAACAUCAAAUGUCUAACAUGAUGCAAUUACAAAACUCUCGCCCGCAUAUGGAUAAUACUUUAAUGGGUUUGCAUCAGCAUGUUUCAAAUCAAAUGCAUAACAGACAACAAAUGGACAAUAAUAUGCACAUGCAUCAUAACAUGUCAGGAAACAACGUCAAUAUGGGCCUCGGAUCUCAAUUAGAAAGUUCGCCUGUUAUGCCCAAUAUGCAUAGUAACAGACACGAUAAUGGUUCUAUGUCAAUGCAAAAUAUCAAUAACAUGAACCAGUUGCAAUCUAACAGAAAUUCUAUGGAACAUAACAAUCUAAUGCAACAUCAGAUUAAUAAUAUUAAUUCAAUGAAUAUGCAUAAUAAUCUCAAUAAUGUUAUGCAAAUGUCUAAUGCUAAUCAUCAGUCACUAAAUAACUCUUUGAUGCAUAUGCCUAAUAUACCUGAUAUCAAAAACGAACUACAAAAUUCUUGCAGUGGUAGCUGUUCGAGCACUAGCUCACAAUUUACUAAUAACCAGACUUCAUUUGAAAUGUGCACAAAUAUGAAUACGACUAAUAAUAUGAAUAUAAGUAAUAAUGGAAAUAUUAUGCAUGGUAUGAACGUAAAUAAUUCCAAUAUGUCUAACAAUAUGAUGAUGAACAACGUAAAUAACAGCUCUGUUUACGGCACAAACAACCAAAACUCUCUGAAUGGUCAUGAUUUGUUGAUGAGUUGCAAUAACUCUACAGAAGUAACUAAUCUUAUGUCUAAUUCUAAUCAUAUGAUGAUGAACAAUACACAGACUCAUUCUUCUAAUAAUCAAAAUCAAAUGUUGACGGGGCAAGUUGCAAAUAAUUCACAACUAAAUAUGAGCAGCUGUAGUAUGAAUGGAAACAACUUGACCCAAACACCAAUAACGAAUUUGGAAAGUCAAAUAAAUAGGACUGCCAUGGCAGUUAAUGAACAGCCCAAAUUUGUACAAGAACCAGUGAGAGGGAAAAUGGGACCACCAUCAAAUCCUAAUAUGCCUGUAAGCGACUGUGCAAAAGUAAAUGCUGUCGGAACUACCGAUAAGCAAAAUCAUACAGUACCAAACAAUAACCAAAUGGGAUUCAUGCAGAUGAAUGCACAAAGUAACAAUAGAGUAAUUAAUCUUCCAGAGAGAAAUAGGCUUAAUAGUGCAAAUCACGAGAAUAAUAUGAAUCAACAUGUACCGCAGCAGCACAACAUUCGUGUGGUAACAAACAAUGCUAAUAACAAUGUUGCUGGAAUUUCUAAUGAACCUUUGGCAUAUCAGCAAAAAAGCGAAAGUAGCACUAUGAUUAAUGUUCCAUUCCAAGCAAUUCCUAAUAGCGCUCCAAUGAAUAUAAACGUAAAUUCAAGUAACAACACGGUAAACAUAACUGUUCAAAAUAAUUUGGUGGACCCAAAAAUUGCUACUAAGACUGCAGCAGAUUUGAAUUUUCCAAUUCAAGCUAACAGUACUUUACUACAAAAUCAAAGCAAUAGUAAUAACAUGAUGUGCAUACCUGUUAACAAUAAUAGUACAAUUAAUUUACCGACUCAGAACAGUUCUAGUAUAACUUUGCCAAAGGCGCCUCCUACUCAGCAAUCAGGUAUACCUACAAAUGUUGUAAAUCCUAUGACAAUGCGACCAAUGAAUAGAGUUCUGCCAUUACAUAGAGAUGGCCAAAGUAAAACUACAAAGACUUCUGGUACAAAAGCUCCUACAAUACCCAAGCAGAGGCCUGUUAGUCAUGAUAUGCCGGACUUAAAUAUUAAAGAUGAGACUAUAGACAGUGACCUCGAAAAGGCAAUUGAAGAAUCAAAACGAAUGCAAGUAAUAGAAAAAGCUAAAAGAGAAAAAGAAGAAAUGGAUGCGGCUCGAGCUUUACAACUAUCUAAUGAAAUGCAAGAAGCAAACACGAGUUCAGCUUCGUCUGCAGUUUCGGUUGGUCGCCAUGAAACUAUUGAAACUAUUCCCAAAAUGACGUCAUUGCCUAGUUUAGAUGUUAUAGAACCUGAACCGCCAAAGGUAUUAACAGUAAAAGACACUAACAAAACAGUAUCAUCAAAAAUGCCAAAUCCAACGUCAAAAGUUUUAAAGCGACCCCUAUUAGAUAAAAAAUCUGACACAGAGAUGGUCGUGACGAAAAAACAAAGUAAAGUUUCGAAGGGCCAGGAAAACAAAGUAGCGCAACCUAAACAGGCACCUGAUCCACCCAAAGAUGAUGGUCCAAAGCUUAUAUAUGAGGUGUCCUCGGAGGAUGGAUUCAAUUAUUCUUCAUCAUCUUUAACAGAUCUUUGGACGAAAGUUAUAGAGGCUGUGCAAAACGCCCGGAAACAUUCUGGGCUACCAUUAAUUCAAUACAACCUACCAUCAACUUUAUCCGGAGCUCAUUUACUAGGCUUAAAUAAUAACGCCUUGAGAUAUUUAAUUGAACAAUUACCUGGGGCUAAUCGAUGCACGAAGUACAAGAUACGACAAGGUCGCCCUUUGAACAGUUGGGACAACGAUUUAGAUUUGAGCGAAGGUUUUAAGGAGAGCCCCUGGGGAAGCGCACGCACAGGCCCUGUAUCAAGGAAACAAAAUCAUGACAUGUUUAGUUGGAUGGCAUCUCCUUUUAGAGAAGAACCUCCGCCAUUUGGCGGACAAGAGGGAGAGAGCUCCAUUUCAAGACGCUUGGCGACUUUGCCCCCGGCAAUGAGGUUUAGACAACUAAAAGAGACCUCGAAAGCAUCCGUGGGGGUUUACAGAUCCCAUAUUCAUGGACGAGGAUUAUUCUGCAAACGUGACAUUGAAGAAGGUGACAUGGUAAUCGAGUACGCCGGCGAAGUGAUACGUGCGGUGUUGGCCGAUCAGCGCGAGAAGAAAUACGAGGCGAUGAGCGGUCGACGUGGUGUUGGCGGAUGCUACAUGUUCCGUAUCGACGACAACCUCGUCGUCGACGCCACUCUCAAAGGCAACGCUGCUAGAUUCAUUAACCAUUCGUGUGAUCCAAACUGCUACUCGCGCGUAGUCGACAUCCACGGCCACAAACACAUCCUGAUUUUCGCUCUUCGACGGAUAACCGUUGGCGAAGAGCUCACUUAUGACUACAAAUUCCCUUUCGAGGAAAUCAAAAUACCGUGCACGUGUGGUGCGAAAAAGUGUCGCAAGUAUCUCAACUGAAAAUCCAUAUGAGGUUGAGUGAAUCGAUUGUGUCAAUUAAAUUGGGUUUGAGGACGAUGUGCGGUUUACCAAAUGGAAAUAUUAUCAAAGUGGUUUUGUCACUUAUAUUUGUGUCGUCUUCUUGUUUAAAAUUACCGUUAUUGCAGUGUUUUUAGGCCGCGUCUAGAAUGGCGGACGCAAAUUCCCUUAAUCUUACGGCUUUCAAUUAAUUAUUGCGUAUGUACUUGAUAACACUUGCGGUGUAUGUCAGUUAGUCGUCCAUAAGUAUAUAGGCGUGUGCCUGUCAUUCUGGACGCGGCCUUACUCUACGAAGUUCUCAAGUAAAACACUACAAUAUAUCGGAUUUAUUACUAAAUAGCAUAAUAAUCAAUUAAGUACAUUACUGAUUUAAACAUAUUUUUAGAAGAACUAAGCGAUCGAUGAAAUUAUUAGGAGUGAAACAAAUACCGACAUCAUUAAACUUCACUCAAGAGUUUUGGAACGAUAUGGUGCGGAAUGAAAUACUGGGUCGAGCACAAUUUUUUAUAUGUACAUAAUUAAGACAAUAAGUCCAAAUCACAUAUCGCGUUUUUUCCCACCUCUUAUCUUGACAUAUUUGCCUCUAGAGCCAAUGGUCACGGAAGUUUUCAUGAAUCUUGUUAUGAUCUCUUUAUGAAUCUACCCAGUGUUUAGAAUUGAUGGAUUGUAAGGUGUGUUCAUUUAUAAAUUUCCAAAUAUUAUUUAAAUAAACAACAUCACAAUAUCAAAUUAUUAUAAUUAAUUGAAGUUAUCUUAAUGUUUACUGUGGUUUUUAUGGAUGAGGGACUAGGUUAGGUUGGAUCACAGAAAAAUCUAGGUUUUUGUUGGAAUUUUCUAAGUGAACAGACUAUUAAAUUGGUUUCAUUAUAAAUAUUCUUCUUAUUUUGUGAUAAGUUUUUAUACAUUGUGUACAUAUUUUUUAAGUUGUAUCGUUUUAGUUAGGUCGGUUAGAAAUUCUCGAGCGGCUUUAAGGUGUGUCCAUACUAGUGCGCUUUCACCUUCAUCUGACGUCUGAUCGUCUUUGGCGUAGAAUGGGACAGUUCAAGACUCAAGAUUAAGAUGUGAGCGAGCUAAUGGAGAUACACCUUUAUGUGUAUGGCUGACGUCAGCACUUAACAUUGAUGUGAUAUGCGUUAACCCGAGGCGGGAUAAGUGAAUGGUUAGUGCGUAAUAUAUUUGUUCCUCAUUUGUUCUUAUUUCUCCUCUUGUGAUCAGUUAAGUCUCGACUAACAUAGCUGCGUACAUGUACAUAGAUGGAAAUUAGUUGUUAAUUAACAUAAAUACAUUCGAAUGAAGGGUAGCAAAGUUGCGAGUACAAUGUUACUUUUUUGUAAUUUUAAUAAGUAUUGUAUAGCUAAUUUGUAAAUAAGAGAAAUUAUCUGUCAUAAUAAUGAGUUUAAGCGACAAAUUGUUUUAUCGUAGUCAUAGAGGUAGGGUUGUACUUUAUAGGAACAUUACAUAAAUCAUAUUGUGUAUAUAAUAAGUUAUUUGGUGUGCGGGUUGGCUCGGAAAAGGUUGUUUUUUGAUGGACAUUUUACAAUGUGAUGUUAACACACCAGCCAGGAAAGAUUUAACACGAAAAUGCACAUUUUUAGCUUUAAUAUUUGUUUCAACACAGCUUGAGGUUAAAACUAAAACAUUAAUUUAUAUUUAAAGUACCAUUUUUUCCUAAUAAUAUGGUUUUUAGUGUGAUUUUAUUUUUAUAUGUGUAGAGAAAUAGAGUUUUCAACAUCACAGUGUCAUCACAGUUUAUUAAGUACCAGUGUAUUUUUAAAUUUCACAAUUCUAGUAAUAAUAAUAUAUCUAGAUGCAGAACCGAAUGCAAAAUUAGUAUUAACCAUAUUCUAUAGGUGAACCAAUAAAACAGAAUAAAUGUUAGUUUUAGUAAUAUAAAUACAUUCUGUACAGCUGGACCUGCACUGAUUAUUUAUUUACUGAAAACUAUGAAUAGGGUUGCCAUCUCAGAAUAACCGAACCAGGACCUCUGAUUUUUAUCUGAUAAAAGGAGUACAAUUUUACAACAGUAGAUAUGUCCAUUUUGUAGUGAAUUAAAAUACUUAAAACGUUAAACACAUAGGUUAUCGGAUAGAUGGCAACACUCAUUUUAAGCGACAUUACUUUUCCACAUUUUUUUGUGUGAUAUAUUAAAAAUAUCUUAGCAAUUUAUUUACUUAUUUUGUUGGGAUAUAUGGAGUAUACCUUUUAUAGAGUUUACACGUAAAAUGCUGCUUAUUUUUUUAAUAUCUUAGUAAUUUUUAUAUGGCUUUUUCCAUUCUGUCAAAUUUCCGUCUGAUCUAUAGCUUUACCACGUUAAAGAAAAAGUAGUGGUACUCUAUCGUUAGCCAUGUUUUAGGUUCACCAAAAAGUUGGAAUUUUUACAAUUUUUCACCUUGUUAUUUUUAUGCACUCAUUUUUUUAAACAGUUAACUUGUGGACUAGUCUUUAGGAAUUAAAUUUUUUUAUAUAGCCAUACAUUCAAGUAUAUUUUCAUUAGUUAAUUGUAAUACAUGUUACAAACAAUUUGAUCAGUAAAAAUAGUAGAAGUUGUACAUCGAGUAACGAUAAUAAAUAACAAAGUACAGGUAAUUUUAAUCAAUAUGAAUUAUUAUUAACAUCUAUUUUUAAUAUAAGUUUUUUAUUGAAAUAAUGUUAAUAUGGAUUAAAAAAUUUUUUCUCUUUGUACGUUCCGUGUUUAUGAAGCUUGCGUUUCUGUGCCGUGGCGACAGGAUAGCAAAUUGAUCGUUAACGGCAUACAUGAGUUUAUCGCUUUCGCAGUGUUUUCACCACACGUUUUGGUAAUUUUUGAAAUUUUACUUUUUAAGAAGUCGGUUAUAAGGCCUCUGUGGCCUUGUCGGAUUUAGAUUUAUGGUUUCUACACAAAUUAUUGAUAAAUACCAAGGUUUAUGUCUAGAAGUUCCAUUACUAGUGUUCCAUCAGGGAGGGGUUUGAAAAACUGUUUUCUAUCGGUACGCUAUAAGAACGGUUUCGAGGUCACGCUCCAAGUCCUCUGUAGUACCAGUUAGAAUUUUAUACGGGCGGUUGUACAAAUAUAUAAUGUAUAGACAAUUACGCCAUGACACUCUUUACUUUUGGUUAUAGUUUUAUUGAGAUUGUAAAUUGUUUUGAAGGCUGUCACAGGAACUUAUGCUCUACGAAACGUAACUCUACCGAAUUUUCUUUAAUUGGAUUGACCAUAGAAAUCUUAAUAACAAGACAAUACAAAUUUUAUGUACGCGUCACUGUCGCCGCGAACGAGACUCGAAUCACACGAAUUUUAACAAAGCAUUUGUAAAAGAUUUAUUGUAAUUUUUGAACGAAAUUGCUCUUACUAAUCUAUAACAACUAGCGUACGCCGUUGUGGAAAACCGAAAGUUAUGGCUCCCAGUGUACGCGCGUACGUGUAGUGGUUCGACCGCUGGAAGUCGUCGUUCGGCGACAAGUAUUUUCAAUACUUACAAGUGCUAAACGGCAUUUCUAGUGUCUUGUUAUUAAGAUUUCCAUGGUCUCGACGAAUAACUGGCCAAUAAUUAGCUAUAAAUGAUGAUGAUACGUGAUAAUUUCGCUUUUGGCUUGAUAGUUUGAACGCGAUUUUUUUGGAAGACUCUGGAAUGUUCGCCAUUCAAGGAUUAUCACAACACCACGGCACAGAAACGCAUCAGAUAGUUUUUUAUCUCUUGACCCUGACAGUGUUGUUAAUUUUCGAUUGAUAUAUAUAUAUUUGUAAUAAAAUAUUUGAGUUGUGUAAAAUGUGAAAUCAUGCUUUAAAAUUAAGUGCAUGUGCAUUUUAUUAUUAGUCCCUACAAUUAAUAUAAUUUUAAAUAAAAAAGACCAAAUCACUAAGUGA
Molecule: messenger RNA, 17595 nt
Organism: Pararge aegeria (speckled wood butterfly)
Lineage: Eukaryota; Metazoa; Arthropoda; Insecta; Lepidoptera; Nymphalidae
Gene: trx
Product: histone-lysine N-methyltransferase trithorax
Exons: 13
Coding region: 504-13733 (4409 amino acids)
Biological process (GO): positive regulation of DNA-templated transcription
Cellular component (GO): histone methyltransferase complex; nucleus
Molecular function (GO): DNA-binding transcription factor activity; histone H3K4 methyltransferase activity; zinc ion binding
Source: RefSeq, a predicted model, not a curated record